This is a messenger RNA of Plasmodium gonderi, 573 nucleotides long. RefSeq lists its product as hypothetical. The transcript has a single exon. The record is from RefSeq and is a predicted model, not a curated record. NCBI's taxonomy places the organism in Eukaryota, Apicomplexa, Aconoidasida, Haemosporida, Plasmodiidae. Bases 1 to 573 code for a protein of 190 amino acids.
AUGAGUUCUUUAAAAUGUUUAUCUACCAGAGUGGCAUCAUGUGUUUUGUAUUUAAUACCGCUGAUAUACUCCUUCAUGAUUUUAGUAUUUGGAUUCAUUGAAUAUAAGCAAAAACGAACAUGUAAUUUAUUAGUACUGUGUGUUUUUUAUGGAAUUGUAAUUAUUUUAAUUUGUUUAGUUGGCUUCUAUGGAAUAAUAAAAGAAAAUGCUACAUCAAUCAGAUCGACUAUUGUUUUGUUAAUCGUGAAUAAUAUAAUUAUGACUAUGUUAAUAACAUUUCUGCUGAUAGAUAUUAUAAAUUUCCCGCAUGUUGUGACAGUUCAUAAAGCAUCCAAGUUAUUACAGUUUAUAGUACAGGAUAAAAAGGUGGGAUUAGUUUUCUGUUCGAUUGUUUAUUUAUUAAUAUUCUUUUCUUUUUGUUUUAUGUGGACAAUUGGGGAUUACCUAGCUCAGUUAGAUGCCAAGUUGUGUUUAGAAGACUUGAGAUAUUCCCAUGAUCGCAUGCAGAGUAAGAAGAAAAAAAAUUCCCCAAAAUUGCUAGGUGACGAGAGUGAAUUUUUGAUUAAGGUGUAA